AAGUCUUUUAGUUUCAUGACACGGGCUCGCUCUUUCAUCCCUGUCGGAGUCGCAGGUGAUCUCAACAGUCAACACGGAAUAGUCACCUGUAUCAGCUACAUCACUUUACUAAUUCAUUGUUUUGAUCUUUCGUAAAGCUAAACGUUAAAGAUGACUGAUUGGAUUGUUGAUUCUAUAGUAGGAUUUCUGCGAAGUCCUAUGUGGGUAACGCCUGUUUUAACUUUCAUAGAAGAACAGUCUAUAAUCUUUGAUCCUAGUAUUCCGGAAAGCGAGGAGUAUAAAAGCAAGCAUGCAGCAUAUAGGAAUUUAGUUGGAUUGCUAAUGAAUAGUUACUUGGAAGACAUGGGGUUACCACAGGAACAGUUCAUCAAGGCUUGUGGUUCGUCUAACCCAAAUUCAUCUAUAACAUAUCACCAGGGUUUGUUUGAGCAAAUCUGGGCCGCUGAUGAUUACGAGAUAUUCAAGAGGAUGAUGACGCAAAAGAAUAUAGAGCUCGAGUUGCAGGUGCUACAGCAGAUCCAAGCCAGGAGUGGUGUGCUGCCGGAAUCCAUGGUCCCAGGGCCCAACACGAAUCUCUUGGUCAGCUACAUGGAGAGGACAGAGGAAGAGAUUCUCGAGGAAGUGCUCAGGCAAUCUAAAGAGGAAUUUGAAGCUAGUAAGAAUAUGAGCGAUGAAAUGCAGAAACGGGAUGAACAAGACCUGCAGAAGGCUUUUACUAUCUCAGCAGAGGAAAAAGUCAAACUAGUAGAAAGUGCCCGCAUCGAAAAGAACCUUCUUGAUAAGGCAGUGAAGUUGUCACUGACGGAGCAGGCAACUGUGGUAGCUGUAUCAGGAGCGGCUCCGGCCAGCAAUGCAAAGGCUAGCAGUGUGAUGCCGACUGCAGCAGAGGUUUCUUCGGACAGUAAAGGCAAGGGUGCAAGAGCUGCAUCAGCUGUUGCAGAAGCUGCAUUAGUCGGUAAAGGAAAAGAUGCUAGUGCAACAUCAGCUGUUGCGGAUGCCACACCAGUCAGUAAAGGCAAGGCUGCAAGUGCUGCAACAUCAGCCGUCGCGGAAACAGCUGCAGUCAGUACAACAUCACGGAGCAAAUCUACAGAUGUUAGUGGCCCAGCAGUAAAACCUUUGGAUGACAAAUCGGCCCUACCACCUCUUAAAGUUGAUGCUAAGUCACCGGACCGUGAAACAAAGGUGGGCAAAACUGGAAAAGAUACAAAGAAAGCAAACAUCGCAAAGAACGAACCUCUGAAGCCGAUCACGAAGAAAAAGGGUCCUGUCGAGCCGACAAUGGUGCCGCUCGCACCGACGGAGGCAACUGACGUUGCUGCUGCUAGCUGGGUGAAGUCGGCGCAGGCUGAGGCCAGCUCCUCAGUCCUGCUCACGUCGAGCUUACGUACGUCAAACAUCGGUGGGUUGUCGUCGGAGGAGGUGAAGCAACGCGCCGAGUACCUGCGGCAGCAGCGCGACAAGCUGCUCGCGAUGAAGAAGCAAGCGCGCACGCAGAACCUCACCACCUUCGAGCAAGCGCAGCCCGAGCGGCGGCCCGAGUCGUCGCGGGCGGCCCGCUCGCUGAUGGGCGGCCGCGGCGCGCAGCAGCAGAACGUCGACGAGAAGACGCUGGCAAUGCGCCUCGCGCUCGCGCAGAAGCUGAAGAGCGAGGUGAUCGCUAAAGGUCACUUUGAAUAAGCUAAGUACUGCGCUGUCGCCACGUGUAUGACGUCACCGUGUCACUCGAUAUCGCGUGAAUCCGUGUUUUCAGUGUGGUUGCCGUGUGGUGGUUGCUGCUUCUGCUUGUCUUUCUUACUCCAUGCCGUGCAAGAAGUGUUCAUGCUAUUUUACUGCUUCAGUAGUAUAUAGUGACCAUAAUGUGAACCACCGAUUGCUUACCAUUCAGCAAAGUAUAGAGCCAUAGUAGCAGUAGGUGUGUCCACAAUGGUGACAUAAAAGUUGUCCUACGAGUGGAAAGUCAUUGCAUGACAGGGAGAAUAGUUAUUUUUGUCUAUUAAAGGUGCCUUCCUGUUUAAAUUGCCACGUCAAAUACAGCAUUGGUGAAUUAACAUUUAACAACCGUUUAUUUCCAGCCGCGUGCUUAUAAAAAAAAGUGGAUAAAUGGAGUGAUAUGAUGAAACUAGUGCGACAAAUCUUAUAAACAAUUACAAAACAUUGUAUUUGCCAUUGCUCAUUUUUUCUCCUGACGUUCUCCAGCUUUUCCUCAUUCUAAUUGCCAUCAUUAACUGCAAGAGGUCCCGCCUAACAGACAGAUUUAAACAGAGUUUACUGUGAUUUGCUACAAAUCAGUUGAAUUAGUAACCAUGGGAAGGCAUCUGUAUGUAGCAGAGCUAUCUGUUUAGCAAACUGCCUCAAUGGUGUGAAAAUAACCAACCUGUGUAGUAGGCCCCUGUAUGUGCAUCUAUAUAUAUACAUAUAUAUAUAUAGGAGGACUUUACAGGUUGGAAAACGAAUGAUGCAAACACGCUGUAACAAUCAGGAUGUUGUGGACAGUAAAGGUGCAUAUAUAUAUAUUUAAAGCAAUUUCUUAAUGCUGUGGAUAUUUUAGGUAUCAAUGCGUUCCACCGAUUUUUUUUUCACUUUCACUUUUACUCACUUUAUUUUAAUAUAUUUUUAUUAUGAUCGUAUAUAUAUAUUUAUGUGGAGUUUAUUUAUAUGAGGUGAAGAUUGUUUACUUGCACUAGUCAAAACUACGUGGAAGGGGUCUGCCCGAUUUAUCUUGAAUUUUGAAUCUAAAAUUUAUGGCAUGUUGACACAUGACAAGUUUUUGUGCAGUGUGCACGUUGUUACUGUUUUUAACCCACGUGCUUGUUCCGUCCAUGAACCAAACUGUUAUUUUUGUCACGAAAUCAUAGCCACGUUUUAAAACAAGGCUCACACAGUUUCAUAAUUUUUUUUAGCUUUAGUCCAACUGUAAUUGCUAAGGUAAUAUUUGUCUAACAAAUAUCUCAAGUAACCCGUUUUACUUGAUAUUCUGGAAGAUCAUGAAUUAUUUCGAAAUAAAGUGUGCUGAUGGUCAAAUAAGUUUGUUACUAAUGUACAUCUGCAGAUCAAAGAUAAAUGCUACUCGAUUGAUAUUCCAGU
This is a messenger RNA of Priapulus caudatus, 3087 nucleotides long. RefSeq names its product cilia- and flagella-associated protein 36-like. The coding region runs from base 151 to 1680 and encodes 509 amino acids. NCBI's taxonomy places the organism in Eukaryota, Metazoa, Priapulida, Priapulimorpha, Priapulimorphida, Priapulidae. The record is from RefSeq and is a predicted model, not a curated record. The transcript has 11 exons. Gene Ontology annotation, cellular component: axoneme; ciliary base.